CAGAGCGCGCUCCAAGUACUACGUGUUGGCGCGUUGAUGGCCGUGCUGCCGCGGCGCCCCCGCCUCGUAGCGCUGGUGCAGCUCGCCGUGGCGCUCUGGCUGGCGGCCACGAGCGGCUACCACUGCCGGCACGUCCUGCUGCCGCCCCCCUGCAUUCUGCCAACACCGCCGUCCCCUCCGCCGCCGCCGCCGCCGUACACCCCUGCUCCUCCUCCUCCGCGACGCCCUUUCCCUCCGUUCUGCCGUUUCGGUCCGUUCUGUCCGCCGCAUCGCAUGCCGCCGGUCUGCCCGCCUGAAGGCUGCGUCUCCGGCCACGGCCUGCCUUAAACUUUCACAAUCAUCGUCAUCACUCAUCGUCUAGUUGAGAUCCCACACAAAACAUCUACUACUACGUACGUAUAUGGAUGGAUGCGAUGAGGUAGCCUAAACACACUCGUCAAAAUAAAAAGGAAAAAAGAAAAGCAUUACCUCGUCUCUGGCCCACUGGUCAUAUAUGUGUUUGAAUAAACCAUGUAUCGAUCAGAGUUACAGAGGCUAUAUAUGUAUUUGAAUAAGUGUGGUUGAGAACUUUAAGAUGUACUGAAGCCAACGAAGCUACUACAUACGUCUUCGAAAGCUGUUGAACUAGGUUUUUAAAAUUAUAACCGAGUUUUCAGAAACGUUUAA
Molecule: messenger RNA, 666 nt
Organism: Phragmites australis (common reed)
Lineage: Eukaryota; Viridiplantae; Streptophyta; Magnoliopsida; Poales; Poaceae
Product: chitin-binding lectin 1-like
Exons: 2
Coding region: 37-327 (96 amino acids)
Source: RefSeq, a predicted model, not a curated record